Molecule: messenger RNA, 306 nt
Organism: Gryllus bimaculatus (two-spotted cricket)
Lineage: Eukaryota; Metazoa; Arthropoda; Insecta; Orthoptera; Gryllidae
Source: the annotation of a GenBank genome assembly
AUGAGUGCAUUGACAGGAUACCAAGAAAUAACAUUUGUGGCGGAGGUUGCGGUUGCGGUGGGUGUGGCUCGUGUGGCGCUUGCUGCUCGGGCCCUUGCUGCGGACCCUGGAAGCCUUGUGUUGUUACGACCACCACGGCAUAUUAUGGGCCCUGCUAAUUUCCACCCAUGUAAGUAUGGUGCCGCAAGCCUUCCUGCUGCCAUUCCUGCUGUUCUUGUUGUUGUUCCGGACCGUGCUGUGGACCCUGGAAACCAAGAGUCGUCACAACAACUACUGCGUUCUACGGACCGUGUUAAUAUUUACUGA